GAUCAGGAUGCUUGUCAAAUAAAAUCUAAUGUAUUAGACGAGCACACGAUUGAAAGCAACCUUAUAUUAAAAAGAAAACGACAAAAUUUGGGAGAAGGAUUUUCGAUUCCUCUAAAUAAGAAUUUUUUUGAAACGAGAUACAAUAGUUAUCCGGAACCUUAUAAUGGAGAAUAUUCCUUAUCGGACUCUGAAAUUGUAAAAAAAUCACUUACAAAUGUUUUUCUUAAGGAGGCUACCACUCUGCCGCCUGAUCGUUCAACACGAAAGGGUGGCUAG
Molecule: messenger RNA, 276 nt
Organism: Scutellospora calospora
Lineage: Eukaryota; Fungi; Glomeromycota; Glomeromycetes; Diversisporales; Gigasporaceae
Source: the annotation of a GenBank genome assembly